Coccidioides posadasii C735 delta SOWgp is the source of this 1690-nucleotide messenger RNA. It is a transcript of the gene LAT1, whose product is annotated as pyruvate dehydrogenase complex dihydrolipoamide acetyltransferase component (E2). Gene Ontology annotation, biological process: pyruvate decarboxylation to acetyl-CoA. Lineage: Eukaryota; Fungi; Ascomycota; Eurotiomycetes; Onygenales; Onygenaceae. Gene Ontology annotation, molecular function: dihydrolipoyllysine-residue acetyltransferase activity. The record is from RefSeq and is a predicted model, not a curated record.
AUGGCUUCCGCUGCGGUGAUGUCGCGAUUCCCUUCUUGUCGUCUGCUUGUCUCCAGACCCGCUUCCACCCUACGAGAGUCGCGGAAUGUGUACAGACUGCGCGAUGCCGCACGGCCACAAUUGCCUCUCUACGCUUCCCUUGCGAGAUACUAUGCCUCGAAAUCUUAUCCUCCCCAUACUAUCAUCAGCAUGCCAGCAUUGUCGCCCACAAUGACCGCAGGUAACAUCGGCGCAUGGCAGAAAAAGGUCGGCGACACACUGUCACCAGGCGACGUCCUGGUCGAAAUUGAAACAGACAAGGCACAAAUGGACUUCGAGUUCCAAGAAGAAGGUGUUCUUGCGAAAAUUUUGAAGGAAGCUGGAGAAAAGGAUGUUUCUGUUGGGAAUCCCAUUGCCGUCAUGGUUGAAGAAGGCACCGAUAUCGCCCAGUUCGAAUCAUUUUCCCUGGAAGAUGCUGGCGGCGAUAAGAAGCCAUCUACUGAUAAGACUCCAAAAGAGACUCCCGAGUCCUCAAAGGGACCUGAAGCCGAAGCCGAAGGCCAAUCGCUCGCACAGGACGAGGCUAAGCCCGCCGCAGAAGAACCAGAUAUCACUGGGGAACGCCUUCAACCAUCCAUUGAUAGAGAACCCUUGAUCAGCCCGGCUGCCAAGGCCCUUGCUUUAGAACGUGGAGUGCCAAUAAAGACCCUCAAGGGAACAGGCCCUGGAGGUCGAAUCACCAAGGAAGAUGUUGAAAAAUACCAGCCCACCACGCCCGUCGGUGCUGCUGCAGGCCCAACCUACGAAGAUAUUCCUGCCUCAUCAAUGCGUAAGGUCAUUGCUAGCCGCCUCACUCAAUCCAUGAAGGAUAACCCCCAUUACUUCGUCUCCUCAACUUUGUCCGUCACAAAACUCCUCAAACUUCGCCAAGCUCUAAACUCCAGUGCAGACGGCAAAUACAAGCUCUCCGUUAAUGACUUCCUCAUCAAAGCAUGUGCUCUCGCACUUCGCAAAGUCCCCGCUGUCAAUUCAGCUUGGAUUGAGCAGAAUGGACAGGUUGUGAUUCGCCAGCAUAAUACGGUUGAUAUUAGCGUUGCGGUCGCGACUCCUGUUGGGCUCAUUACUCCCAUCGUGAAAGGCGUGGAGGGACUUGGCCUGGAAAGCAUUUCGCGUCAAGUUAAGGAUCUCGGCAAGCGUGCCCGAGACAAUAAGCUAAAACCUGAGGAGUUCAAUGGUGGCACCUUCACCAUCAGCAACAUGGGUAUGAAUCCUGCGGUUGAAAGAUUUACUGCUGUGAUCAACCCUCCUCAAGCUGCUAUACUUGCUGUCGGGACUACACGAAAGGUAGCCGUGCCUUUGGAGACGGAAGAGGGUACUGAGGUGCAGUGGGACGACCAGAUUGUGGUCACUGGAAGCUUUGACCACAAGGUGGUCGAUGGGGCAGUUGGGGCCGAGUUCAUGCGAGAGUUGAAGAAAGUGGUCGAGAACCCUCUUGAACUUAUGCUAUGAAAUGCUUUUACCCUUUCUCUGUUGUUCUUUUCCAUUAGACUUUGGCCAGCGACAUUGACCUUGACGCUGUGUUUUCCCCCAUUUCUUUCUUCCAUUUGUACUAAAAAUGUAUUACUGUAUCCCACGACCGUUUUAUUCCCUCUUUGUCUGUGCUAAUUUCUCUCUCUAUGUUCAGUGGAAUAUUUAAAUACCAAUUUGCAGU